Musca domestica (house fly) is the source of this 2207-nucleotide messenger RNA. RefSeq names its product piggyBac transposable element-derived protein 4-like. The transcript has 2 exons. The record is from RefSeq and is a predicted model, not a curated record. NCBI's taxonomy places the organism in Eukaryota, Metazoa, Arthropoda, Insecta, Diptera, Muscidae. The coding region runs from base 170 to 1942 and encodes 590 amino acids.
CUAGUUAGAUAACGUACGUCUGCGAGACGUUGGCCUUUUGAAUUUUUUACUCUCUCUCUGCCGAUCAUUAACAGGGAAACCUCUCAUGCUCUGUUAUCUCAGUCGGUAGCAACAACUUGGCGGUGGUGGUUGUUUUUUUGCGGUAUUUUAUAAGAUCUCAUUUAAAGUAAUGGCAUUAACACGUGGUUUGAAUGAUUCAGAAAUUGCUUCGCUUUUGCAAAGCGUUUUGGAAGACUCAAAUUCAUCAGAAAAUGUGAGUGAAUCAGAAAACGAAUUACUGGAGGAUGAUAUUCAAAGUGAUGUGGAAGAUGAAUCGCUUGACGGGAACGAGUCUGGUGAAAAUAUAGCGUCCGUUCAAGACCCAAAUCAAGAAUUCACUACUCAUUCCGAUAGCCGUAUAAUAACUGUAGCGUUACCCACCUUAAGGAGUAAAAGUAAACACUGUUGGACUACAUCUAAAGGUAAUAGCUCUACAAGAACAUCCUUGAUAAACAUAGUAAGAACAGCAAGGGGACCAACGCGGGAGUGCAAAUCGCUGUAUGAGCCAAUUUUAUGUUUUAAAGUUUUUUUCACGGACGAAAUAAUUUCAGAAAUUGUUCAAUGGACUAAUGCUGAAAUAUAUCUAAAUCGUCGAAUUGACAAUGCAUCUGCAACAUUUAGAGAUACAUGCGCCGAUGAAAUUCGAGCUGUUUUAGGCAUAUUAACGUUAACAGCAGCAUUAAAUAAUAACCACUUAUCAACCGACGACUUGUUCAACAAUACCUACUGUGGAACGUUAUAUACAGCAACCAUGAGUCGAGAUAGAUUUGACUUUUUAAUUCGAUGCCUUAGAAUGGACGAUAAAGCCUUGCGACCUGCCCUUCGUCCAACUGAUGCGUUCGCACCUGUCAGAAAGAUAUGGGACAUUUUUAUAAGACAAUGUAACACCAGUUACAUACCAGGAUCGCAUGUUACAAUUGAUGAACAACUGUUGGGCUUUCGUGGUCGCUGCCCAUUUAAAAUUUAUAUUCCUAACAAGCCAAACAAAUAUGGAAUCAAAAUUCCAAUGAUAUGCGACAGUACUACGAAAUAUAUGUUUAAUGCAAUUCCAUAUCUAGGGAAAACGACAAACACGGCUGGCCUUCCAUUAGGGGAGUUUUAUGUCAAGGAACUGUCACGACCCAUACAUGGCACAUAUCGAAAUAUAACUUGCGAUAAUUGGUUCACGUCUAUUCCUUUAGCAAAGGGUCUACUUAAUGAACCUUACAAGUUGACUCUAGUGGGAACCAUAAGAUCUAAUAAACGAGAAAUACCGGAGGAAAUGAAAAACACCCGAGCACGAAAGGUUGGAACUACCAUGUUUUGCUAUGAUGGCCCUUUAACUCUCUUAUCGUACAAACCAAAGCCUUCUAAAAUGGUCUAUUUGCUGUCUUCCUGCAAUGAAAAAGGUACGAUUGACGAUAAAACUGGAAAGCCGGAUAUAAUAUUAUACUAUAAUGAAACAAAGGGUGGUGUCGAUACUUUCGACCAAAUGUGUUCGUUGAUGUCAUGCUCCAGGAAAACCAACAGGUGGCCCAUGGCAGUAUUUUAUGGAAUGCUUAACGCAGCAUUCAUAAACUCCUACGUCAUUUAUGCCCACAAUUUGAUUUCUAUUAAAAAAAAGCCUUUAAGUCGCAAGGAAUAUAUGAAGGUACUUUCUGCUUCUUUAACAAACCCAUGGAUGGAAAAACGAAUGGAAAUUCCGACUUUGUCGAAAACCUUGCGCAACAAUAUUCAAAAUGCAGUGUCCGACGAAGUCAACAAUGAUGGCGGCAGCAGUGGAGAUCAUUCUGUCUCAAAAAAGAGAAGAUACUGUGGUUUCUGUCCAUCAAAAAUACGACGUAUGUCGAAAAUGAUAUGUUGCAAAUGUGAUACACCUCUAUGUGGAGACCACAAAAAUUUAGUUUGUAACUGUUGUAUAUAAUAUUUACCGAAUUUUUUUUUUUUUGGUUUACAUUACAUAAUAGAGAUAUAAAAACCAAGUUUAAAUAAAAAGAAUAUAUAUUUUUUAGUUUAUAGAACCGAAUUAGAGGUCCUUCAGAGAAGACUGCUUAUUUUUUAACUAUUUUUGAAGCCAAAUUGAAUUUUAUUUUUUAUUUUAUUUCUAAUAUUAAUUUUAAUGUAUAGAUACUUUUAUAUAAAAAGAACUGAAGUAAAUAAAUGAUAUCAAUAAAAAAAUUUCAAUAUUC